AUGCUUUCAGAUAAUAAUAAUAAACAAAGUUUAAAAAGGAAAAGUUCCUCUGGUAAUAAUUGUAAAAAACAAAAAAUAUUGGUCUCCGAAACUCAUGAUGUUGUAUUAAGCAAAGAGAGCAGUCAAAUAAAUAAUAAUAUACCGAAUAGCAGCAAUAUUGAUAAUGGGAAAGAAAAUUUAAGAAGCAUCAGUGAAUCAGACAAUGGUACAGAAGACAAUAAACUAUUAGUACCAACAAAAGUAUUGGAAGUCAAUGUUAUUCAAGACUCGCCACACACUGAGAAAAUCAAAAAGAUUGAAAAAGAAAUAGCUCGGUGUAAGACUGUGAUAGCAAAACUUGAUGAACUAGAAGUCGAGGACGACAGUGUAAACUCACCCUAUAUUAGGAGUGAAAAGCUUAAAGCUAAAAUUGUUACGCUGUACGGCGAGUUAUGCGAACUCACGGGGAGUACACCGAUUAAGAAACGGAAGAUUCAUCUCAAGGUCGUUGAAGGUCAUCCCGAAGGACCCGUGAGGUGUUUGGAGACGUUUCUUAAUGAAAACAUAGGCAGUGAUGGUGACCCGCCAUUCCCUGACUUCAGUGACGUAGUGCAGUGUGUGAGUGAAGCCAACGAAAAAGAUAAGCUAGGAUGGACCAGACCAGAUGUACUCAAGGAAGCUCGUGUUUUAUUCACACAAUGCGGGCGCGCGCUUCAGCAGCGUCGUCAGAACAGAGAGUGGCAGGAUCUGUUACAUAAAGUGAAGUUGCAACGAUGUGAUACAGACCCCGCGGACAGCGACCCGGCGCUGUUAAAACAAUUAGAAGACAACAGACGCUACGCUGUGAAGAAGGAAUCGGAGCUACUAGAAAGAUAUACAAUGAUGCAGACGGCGCCAUCUACCGCCGUUUCAAGUCAAACACAAGAAUUCAUUAAAUGUGUUGAAGAUGAUGAAAGUUGUGAUGAGACGGAUGUAUCCAGAGAUAUAUCUUUAUGUCCGGAAAAAUCAGAAAAUGGCGGCACAUGUAUGAAAUUGCAGAACGAUACAAUAAGUGAUGAUUUAAAUGAGAUUAAAAUAAAGAAAGAACCAGAAGAAGAGAUAGAAGAACGUCUUGGGGAACUGGGAGAUGAUUACACAUUGAGCAUUAUUGAGAUAGACAAUGAUCCGCGCGUUAUCAUUGAAAUAUCUGAUAGUUCGGGAGAUGAGGGUAGUUGA
Molecule: messenger RNA, 1194 nt
Organism: Danaus chrysippus (African queen)
Lineage: Eukaryota; Metazoa; Arthropoda; Insecta; Lepidoptera; Nymphalidae
Source: the annotation of a GenBank genome assembly